Molecule: messenger RNA, 438 nt
Organism: Fusarium musae
Lineage: Eukaryota; Fungi; Ascomycota; Sordariomycetes; Hypocreales; Nectriaceae
Exons: 3
Coding region: 1-438 (145 amino acids)
Source: RefSeq, a predicted model, not a curated record
AUGAUCGACAUCAUCUACCCUCUCCUCUCCGACGACGACACUCUUACAAAAGACUCAGCACUAUCCAAGUGGUCAGAGCUUCUUCAUGACAUCUUCACCAAGAAUGGGCGCCCCAUGGAUAGCGCGCUGAAGUACAAAGACCAACUUGAGGCAGCGGGUUUUGUAGAUGUCAACAUAGUGAAGCGCAAGUGGCCUUUGAAUCGAUGGCCCAAGGAUCCCAAACAUAAGCAAAUUGGUACCUGGGCCCAGCAGAACACUUUGGAUGCCUUAGCAGCAUUGAGUCUCGCUGUCUUCACACGCCCUGAUGGCCAGGGUGGACUUGGCUGGAGUAAAGAAGAAGUUGAGGUUUUCCUGACUGAUGUGCGGAAGGAUAUUAAGAAUGUGAACAUUCAUUCGUACUGGCCAAUCUGGUCCGUAUAUGCUACAAAGCCCGAAUGA